Molecule: messenger RNA, 564 nt
Organism: Trichoderma virens Gv29-8
Lineage: Eukaryota; Fungi; Ascomycota; Sordariomycetes; Hypocreales; Hypocreaceae
Exons: 1
Coding region: 1-564 (187 amino acids)
Biological process (GO): proteolysis
Molecular function (GO): serine-type endopeptidase activity
Source: RefSeq, a predicted model, not a curated record
AUGCGUGUAGACAUCAUAUCACUUUCGUUUGGGUUCGAGUCAGAUCAUCGCAAUGUGGAAAUUGACAAGGCAAUAUCCAGUGCAAUAUCUGAUAACAUCAUCAUUUUCGCCGCAGCGGCAAACGAUGGUGGCAACAAGCCCAGAGCGUAUCCUGCCAGGCGGGCCGGCGUGAUAUGUAUUCAUGCCAGCGAUGGCAAUGGCAAUGACGGCGGGAUAAGCCCUUCACCACAGGCAAGGAAGUCCAAUUUCUCGACCCUUGGCAUCUCGAUCGAGUCAAAAUGGAAAGGGAAGAAAGUGCUGCAAUCGGGGACCUCGUUUGCGACUCCCGUUGCUGCCGCUCUUGCUGCGGAUCUGCUGGAAUUUGCGAGAUACAAAUGUUCGCUUAAUGAGUAUGAGUACAGGCGGCUGCACAGUUAUGAUGGCAUUGAAGCGCUGCUUCAUUUGAUGGUGGAAGAACGGCACCGGUACGACUACAUCACGCCUGGGCGUGUGUGGACAGGAAGCAAUUCCAACUCAUGUGAAAUGGAUCUCGCCAAAAAGAUUGAAAGAAUUGCAAGAGAAUAA